AUGAGAGCGAGUGCACGGUUCCCUAGGGAUCUAUGGCCAGAGAUAUGCCGUGCAGCCGUAUAUCUUUAUAACCUAUCCCCCCAGUAUGGAUCACAAUGGAAGACACCAUUCGACGUCUUUCACACCCAAGUUGCCUUGAUGAAUGGGAUAAGUAUCAAAGACCAGAAGCCUCAGAUUGGCCAUUUGAAGGUAUAUGGUUGCCGGGCAUAUGCUAUGACCACCAACGCACUGAAAAAGGAGAACCGCCUCGAACGAUUCAAUCCAAAGGCCUGGAUAGGUUAUCUCGUGGGAUACUCUUCUACUAACAUAUACAAAAUCUGGAACCCAAAGACGGGAGCUAUCGUACGUGUACGAGACGUGAUUUUUGAUGAAAGCCGUGUCUUUAGUGGACAUCUAUUGGAAUUGGAAGAUGAGUUACUGGGUGUCUCUGUUGAGGAAUUAGCCCGGUUGCUUUUGCGAAUUGAUGUAUCCAACAACCCUGAAUAUAUCAAUGACUUGGAUGAGGAAAUAGAGGAUGCUACUUUUAACCAAGAUAGGAACAAUGAGCAUACGACCACUCAAGGGUCAACUGGUUCAGAAUCCGAAGAGCCGAGCAAUCGUGUCUCUGAAGAUUCAAGCGGCCCAUCUCUCACGGUUGGAGAAAGAUUGUUAGACGGAAUAGAUAAAUAUGCUUACCCUACGCCUCCAGAGUCACCCCCGAGUGCUUUGCUGGCGGGCAGCUUAACUAUCGUUCAAGAUAAUGAUCCGACUCUUCGUGAAGGCUCUGAGCACGCUGCUGGCAUGUCAACUGACGGGGAAGGUAGCGCUGCUGCUCUCGUUCAGGAAGCAACCAAUAGGGAAGGUGUCGCUGGCGCUCUUAUUGGCGAAAAUAUUGGGGAAGGUAGCGCUGCUGCUCUCAAUACGCGUGACUCCAUAGACUCCUCUCAGAGGACUCGUGGCAAGCAUUUCCUUGAGGCUGGGAGCGCUGUUUCACUCAAGAAGAGUAGGGAAGGUGUCGCUGGCGCUCCUACUAGAACCGUUGAUACCGUUUUGACACGAUGCCGGGAUAAGCUCAAUCCCUGGAGAACCGCUUUCCUAGCAGGCACGCGAGAUCGUCAGUAUAAGCUUCAGGCUACGAUGACUGGAGACAUUUAUGACCACGAGCGACUCACAAGACAGGUCCUGGGAGGACGACGACUUCAGUCCUUCCUGGUCCGCGAUCUUCCGCCGGCUCCAAAGACUCAUCGAGAUGUGGAGUCUCACCCUUUAGGUCUCCUAUUCCAGAAGGCCGAGAUAGGUCAUCUUGACAGCCAUGAUCCAGCGGGUUCUUGGACAGAAGUGCCUCAAUCGGAGGCCCGAGAAAAGCAGAUUCUGGAUUGUAUGUGGGUAUAUGUCUAUAAAGCUGAUAAAAAGGGGAGAUUAGUGAAAUGCAAAGCACGUCUCGUGGCACGUGGAGAUCAAGAGAAGGAAGACGACAUGAGGGACACCUACGCUGCCACUCUCGCUGCUAGAUCUUUCAGAACACUCAUGUCAAUAUGUGCACGCUUUGGUCUCGAAAUAAAAGGAUUUGACGCCGUUAAUGCCUUUGUCAACGCUAAAAUCGAUGAAGAAAUGUACAUGAAAAUGCCGCCAGGUUAUCGGAAGAGAGGUCUCAUCUACCGGAUCAAUAAAGCCAUAUACGGGCUUCGCAGGUCACCUCUUCUCUGGCAAGAAGAACUAACUGGCACCCUCAAGGACCUUGGAUUCAAGGCCGUUCCUCAUGAACCCUGCUACAUGCUUCGCUCUGGGAUUAUCCUCUUCUUUUACGUUGACGAUAUUGUACUCGCAUAUAAGAAGGAACGAGAAGCGGAGGCUAACGAGAUUAUGGCCCGUCUGCGGAAAAAGUACAAUAUUACCGGCGGCGAAGACUUGGAUUGGUUCCUAGGAAUGAGAAUAGUUAGGGACCGAGAGAAGAAGCUUAUAUGGCUCAGCCAGGCCACCUAUAUCGACAAAAUCGCCAAGUUAGUUGACUCACACCAGAACGACGAUGUGCCUAUGUCACGAGAGGAACUACUCCCAUACGAAGGCACUGCUGACUACUCGAGUAUUCAUAAAUACCAACGAAAAGUCGGCUCAAUAAUGUACACUGCUGUGAGUACGCGACCUGACGUUGCCUUCGCCGUCUCAAGGCUUGCGAGAUUCCUCACCAAUCCUGGACCUAAGCACCAUAAAGCUGCCGAUAAAGUGCUCUCCUAUCUCAGACGAUUCCGUACAUAUGCUCUUAAGUUGGGGGGUGGAGACGAUUACACUGUGUCAACAGACGCCUCCUUUGGGGAUAAUACACUUGACCGUAAGAGCUCGCAAGCAUACGUUAUGACUCUUUUCGGAGGAACGAUUGGUUGGCAAGCUAAUAAGCAGGAUACAGUAACAACAUCAACUACGGAAGCCGAAUUGUUAGCUCUCGCUCAGGGGGUGAAGGAAGGUAAAUAUAUCCUCCGACUGCUCUUGGAGUUAGAUAUUCGAUUCCAAACACCUACCCUCCACGUUUACUGCGAUAACAAACAGACGCUGGGACUGCUUGAGAAAGAUGCUCCACGAUUGCGUACAAAGCUUCGACACGUUGACAUUCACAACCACUGGGUUCGACAAGAGGUACAGAAGGGAGAUGUCCAAGUGCACUAUAUGCCCACGAAAGAUAUGAUUGCCAACGGCCUCACCAAGGCACUCAGCAAGCAGGAACACCAAAUAUUUCUCAAUCAAAUCGGAGUAGAGAAUAUCGACAGCCGUCUCGCUCCCCAGCAAAAAGAUAUAGAGAACCCGGACAUCGAAGAACUGCUUUCUCUCAACGACAUGCCCGACAAUAUAUGA
This is a messenger RNA of Talaromyces marneffei, 2826 nucleotides long. RefSeq lists its product as uncharacterized. The record is from RefSeq and is a predicted model, not a curated record. Bases 1 to 2826 code for a protein of 941 amino acids. The transcript is spliced from 2 exons. Lineage: Eukaryota; Fungi; Ascomycota; Eurotiomycetes; Eurotiales; Trichocomaceae.